Durusdinium trenchii is the source of this 1150-nucleotide messenger RNA. NCBI's taxonomy places the organism in Eukaryota, Dinophyceae, Suessiales, Symbiodiniaceae. The record is from the annotation of a GenBank genome assembly.
GGAUCGGCGCGCGGGGCGUGGUGUGCGCCUCGCGGCUCCGCGAGCCGAACCUGGCCGAAGGCGACGUCGCGGAGUUGGGUCGACGGGAGAUGCUCGAGCAGCUGCAGCGGCGGAUGGAUCUGGACUUCCUGCGGUCCCAUGGGCUCAACAAGAGCCUCGAGCGUUUGUUGAAGUCCCUCAGCAAGGCUCAAGUCUUGGCCGCCUGGGAGGCAGCGCAGAUCGCCCAGGCGGACGGUCGACCUCCACGCCCCAAGCGCCGCAAAACGCGCCCGGCGGACGCGUUGCUGGCCACGGUGAAGGCGCAGCUGGCGAGGCUGCCGAAGGACGCGACCGUGGCCAUCCUGCACGAGGAGUGCCAAGCAGAUCUGGACCUCUUCGACCUCGAGAGGCCCUCCGCCUCUCUGCCCACCGCGGUGCUCUUCGUCCUGGGCGCCGUGCGCGACAUGCUCUCCAGCGAGCUCCAUGCCGUGGAAGCAGCCGCUGCGGAGCUGAAUCUGAAGCUGGUGCGCGUGCGCUUGGGCGCCACCCCCGAGUUCAGCUCCAAGGUGGUGCGAUGCUUGGCCGCGGCCGAUCUGCAUGGGUUGGCGUCUCGGUGGAGAACGCGGUGGAGAUGGGCGGUGAGGACAGGACGGAAGGACAGGGCGGGGCAAAUGAAGCAAGAACUGUAGAGAGGGGAGGAAGAAACCUACUGGCAAUGGCCUCCAACCUACUGGUACGAACUGAAGAGAGGGGAGGAAGAAUGAAUGUGUUGAAUUCAUUGAACUAUAGUAACUGUUGCUCCAGAACGACCAGGAAAUGCCUGAAGGGUCUUGACUUCGUAGAACAGUCUGAUUACAUAUUGUAUGUUCCCCGUUGCGCCCGUUCUCCAUCACCCGAUCAUCGGAGAAUCCGCUUUCCGCCUCUAUCAGAUCAGCCCAUUUCGGCCAAUCGCACCCCUUGUGACUGCCAAUGUCCAAGCAGUGAACAAGUACGAAGGACUGCUCCAGCCAACGCAUUGGUCGCGGGAGCCGGCCAAAGGGAAAGGAACCGAAACCGAAGUCUCGUCGGCGCGGCGGUUUCACAGCGUAUCAGUGCUUCAACCGCUCUCUGAGAAGAGGAAUGUGCCACAAGUGAAGAAUGCCACGCAUUGAAGUCCAUUCGGACGGUGCGC